This is a messenger RNA of Pestalotiopsis fici W106-1, 1524 nucleotides long. RefSeq lists its product as uncharacterized. The coding region runs from base 1 to 1524 and encodes 507 amino acids. Gene Ontology annotation, molecular function: lyase activity. The record is from RefSeq and is a predicted model, not a curated record. NCBI's taxonomy places the organism in Eukaryota, Fungi, Ascomycota, Sordariomycetes, Amphisphaeriales, Sporocadaceae. The transcript is spliced from 2 exons.
AUGGGGGCCGCCAAGUAUGACAAUCUCAGCGACAUGCACUCCAAGAAGGAAUCCGAUCCUGCCUUGGAUGAGCAUGCCGGAACAACUGCCGCACUUUGUGAAUGGGCAGUUGGCCUGAAAGUCUCAGAUGUCCCGAAGCCAGUUCUCGAGCGUGUCAAGCACCUCAUUCUGGACGGGAUCGCCUGUGCAUUGGUCGGCGGCCAUGUGCCCUGGUCUGAGCAAUGUGCUGAUGCCAUCUUGGACUAUGAAGCUCCUGGGUACUGCAGUGUUAUUGGAUAUGACGAGGCCCUGAGCCCCCUAGCAGCUGCCAUCUUGAACGGCGCCUUCAUCCAGGCCACUGAACUGGAUGAUUACCACAGCGCAGCUCCACUACACUCGGCCGCUGUGGUGGUGCCAGCUCUCCUGGCCGCAGCACAAUUCCUCGCGACUGGUAACGGUAGAGGCAAGACGACGCAGACGGUGUCCGGCCUUGAAUUCCUCCUGGCUGCUGUUGUUGGUUUCGAGACAGGCCCACGCGCAGGCUCGGCGCUGGGUGGUGGCGAGCUGCUCGUUCGAGGAUGGCACUCGGGGGCCAUCUUUGGCUGUCCAGCCGCCGCCGUGGCCAGCGCCCGCCUGAUGGGCCUCUCGGCCGACGACACCGAAUCUGCCGUUGGCAUUGCGUGCACGCAGGCUGGCGGCCUCAUGUCGGCAACAUACGAGGGCAUGAUCAAGCGCGUCCAGCACGCAUUCGCAGCGCGCAACGGCCUUUUUGGAGCACUGCUCGCCCGCAAUGGCUAUGUCGGCAUCAAGAAGGUGUUUGAGCGUCGCUAUGGCGGCUUUCUGAGCAUGUUCAGCAAGGGCAAUAAUUCCGAGCCUGCCUACGACGUUCGUCGCGUGGUUCAGAAUCUAGGUCAGAAGUGGGAAAUCUUCAACAUUCGCGUCAAGCUACACGCCUGUGUUGGCGGUUGCCACGGCCAGAUCGAGGCACUCGCCAAGCUGCAGGAGGAAUACCCCGAGAGAUUCGAAAACGACAAGCUUGCUCACAUCACCAGCAUCAAGGUGGGUCUCUCGGGCCCCAUUUUUGCGCACGAUGGCUGGGAACCCCAUGAGCGACCAUUAGCGACUACCGGCGCCCAGAUGAAUGCCGCCUUCAUUGGCGCCAUGCAGCUCGUGGAUCGCCAGGUGCUCCUGGAACAAUUUGCGGACAAGAACUUGAACCGCGACGAUGUUUGGGACUUGGUGUACAAGACGAGUUGCUAUCAUGAUGCGCACUUUGAUCAACCACAUUUCGCAUGCGGUGCGCGGAUUGCAAUCGAGUUUGACGAUGGCUUCAAGGUCGAAACGGUCCUGGACCAGCCACGCGGCUAUAACCCCCCAAUCACUGACAAGGAGAUACAGGGCAAAUACCGGAAACUAGCCACGUCUGCCAUUGAUGACGAACAGCGCUUGCAGCGCAUUGAACAGCUCAUAUUGGACCUGGAGAACAUCGAGGAUAUAUCAGAGUUGUUCCAGCUGCUUGCCCCACUCACUAAGAAGGUGCUCUAA